Messenger RNA from Dimorphilus gyrociliatus, 2236 nucleotides. The record is from the annotation of a GenBank genome assembly. Lineage: Eukaryota; Metazoa; Annelida; Polychaeta; Dinophilidae.
ACAUUUGCUUUCUUGGAUUCAAGUUAAAAUGGUUGAUUACGUUCAAGAGAAUAAUAUUGCCACUUUGUGGGUAAAUAAUCCACCAGUCAAUUCCCUAAGUUCCAACGUUCGCCAAGGAAUUUAUGAUGGUAUAGCUCGAGCAAAUGACGAUCCAACUGUAAAGGCUAUCGUUAUUGCUGGGCGUAACAGAACCUUUAUUGCCGGUGCAGAUAUCAAAGAAUUUUCCAACAGCGAUGGAAAUAUCAGUGUUUCACUAGUAGAAGUCACAGAUCAGCUGGAAAACAGCUCAAAGCCAGUUAUUGCUGCAAUUGAAAAUUUUUGCAUGGGAGGCGGUCUAGAAGUUGCCAUAUCUUGCCACUAUAGAAUUGCCCAUCAUAAAACGAGAUUCGCCUUUCCUGAAGUUAAUUUGGGAAUAUUACCAGGUGCUACAGGAACACAAAGGUUUCCCCGGCUUACUAGCCUACGCUUUGCAUUGGACAUCAUCCCCAGUGGUAGAGUCUUUAGUGCUGAAGAAGCUUUCGAUAAUAGUGCAGUUGAUAAGAUUGUAGAUGAUAAAGUCUACGAAGCAGCUUUAAACUUUGCAAGUACAGUUAUCGAUAAAGAUUUUAAUAGCCGAAGGACAAGUAAAAGAAGCCCUCCAGAUACAGAUUUACUCGGUGACCUCGUUUCAAAAGCUUAUGUCACAAAUUCAAAACGAUUUAAGGAACUAGCACCAAAGUAUUGCAUUAAAGCUGUAGCAGCUGCCGCUAAACCAUAUGAUCAAGGAUUGCUAAUUGAACGAGACCUCGCAUUUCAACUCUUUACUUCCGGUCAAGCUAAUGCAUUACAGUACGCUUUUUUCGCGGAGAGAUCUACUUCAAAAUGGGAGUUACCUGGAGGUUUCAAUUGGAAGAAUACAAAUGGAAGACCAAUAAAUUCCGUAGCCAUUGUUGGUUCGGGAAAGAUGACUGCCGGAAUUGUAACUUGUUUUCUAAGAGCCAAAAUAAGAACAUUCGUUUUCAAUACCACUGAAAUGGCUAACCGUCAAGUAUUUAUAAAUUCUAUGAAUAUCCUUGCAAACGACCGAAAGAAGAGGAGGAUAACUGCGGAAGAAUAUUAUAUAUACUUAAGUUAUUUUACAUAUGCUAAAAGCCCUAAGAUUAUUGCAAAAGUAGACGCUGUUAUUGAUGAUCUUCCUCAAGAUGUCAACAUAAAAAGAGAUAUAUUCCAAAAGCUGGAUAGAAUUUGUAAACCAUCUACAAUCUUCUGUACAAUGGAAAUAGAAAAGAUUGCAUCAGCUACAAAGAGACCAAAAAUGGUAAUUGGUACCCAUUUUUUUGCUCCUGCUAAUGUAAUGCGCCUAUUGGAGGUUGAAUAUGGUCCGGAAACAGCUCCAAGAACUGUAGCAGCAAUCAUGAAUAUGGGGAAAAAAAUAAGAAAAGUCAGUGUAUUAGUGUCAAACCGUACAGGAGUUGUUGCAAAUAGAUUAAUGGGAGUUGGAACUGAUCAAGCUGUAUUUAUGCUUGAAGAUGGUAUAAAUGAUCAAAGACUUAUUGACAAUUGUAUGGAAGAUUUUGGAAUGGCUAUGGGAAAAUUUAAAACAAUUGACAUUAUAGGAAUGGAUGCCAAUGUAGAUGUCUUAAGAAAAACACUUAACGAACAAGGAUACGAUUUAGAUGAGAAUCGUAAUAUGGUGAGAAAAUCAUUAAAUAACUUUUUACAUAGUUAUACUUAUUAUGCAUUUUUUAAGUAUGGUUCAAGAAGAUAUCCGCUCUUUACAUACGAAUUAAGCGUUCUUGGAAAGAAAGGUGAAAGAAAUGGAUAUGGAUACUAUAGAUAUACAACUGAAAACAGACAGCCAAUAUACGAUGAAGAAAUUGUUGAAAUAUUAAAGAAUUAUCGAAAAAGAAUGGGAAUUCAAACGAGGACUUUCACUUAUCAGGAAAUCUUUGAAAGAUGCUUAUAUAGUAGUGUAAACGAAGGUUUCAAAAUAUUAGAAGAGAAAAUUGCUCAUAAACCCCAAGAUAUAGAUGUCAUGUCACUUAUGGGCUAUGGCUUUCCAAGACAAGUUGGAGGAAUUAUGAAAUUUGCCGAAACUACAGGAACAGAACGAAUUUACGAAGCAGUUUGCCGUUACAAUAAACUUUAUCCUGACCAACCAUGCUGGAGGCCAAGUAAACUUCUAGAAAGAGUUGCAAAAGAAAACAUUCCCAUGAAGUAUUGGGGACAGAUUGCAAAUUCCAUGAGCAAAUUAUAA